This is a messenger RNA of Neurospora tetraspora, 1371 nucleotides long. RefSeq names its product glycosyl hydrolase. Lineage: Eukaryota; Fungi; Ascomycota; Sordariomycetes; Sordariales; Sordariaceae. The coding region runs from base 1 to 1023 and encodes 340 amino acids. The transcript has 4 exons. The record is from RefSeq and is a predicted model, not a curated record.
AUGAGAGCCUCCGCCUACUUCUCCUGGGCCUUCCUGCUGUCGCCCAUCUGGGCCGCCCCAGUUUCGGAGCCCACGAACCCAUGUCUCACCAGGCAAACAAGCACCAGCUUCACUGACUACGCCUAUGUUUACUUCACAGGCGAAGGCUAUUCCAACGGCGAGCAGGUCUAUAUGGCUGUCAGCAACAACAAUGAUCCCAACCAAUGGACAACGCUCAAGAAUGGUCAACCCUAUCUGACCACCAACGUCGGUACCAAGGGCAUUCGCGACCCUUCAUUGAUCGUUGCUCCGGAUAGAAGCAAGUUUUGGAUCAUUGCCACGGACCUCAAAGUCAACGGUCUCCCCGGCGGCUGGUCCAACACCGACAUGCAAACCAAGGGCUCCAAGUCCAUCGUCGUCUGGGAGUCCACCAACCUCCGCAACUGGUCUGGCCCCCGGCUCGCCAAGGUGUCCCCCGACAAUGCAGGCAUGACCUGGGCGCCCGAUGCCAUCUGGGACCCUGCGCGUAACGCCUUCAUGGUGUACUGGACUUCGAGCGUCCUCUCUACCGGCAACGGGAUCACGGCCGGGUGGAAGACCCUCCGAUGCUAUACCAAUGACUUUGUGACCUUCACCAAGCCGGAAGAGUACCUCGUAGGGUACGGCAUGGAUAACACCAUCACCGCCGGUGACAACGGAGUGUUCUAUAUGAUCAGCAAGAACGGACCGAACGGGUUGAUCCAGGAGAACGUGGCGACCAACGGACUCUCGGGAGGAUGGAAGAAGGUCUCGGAGAACAUUGGACAGGGCUCUUUGCCGUCUGGCGAGGGACCGUUGAUCUUCAGGGACAACAAGGACCGCAACAAGUGGCAUCUCUGGAUCGACAACAACACCAAGGGAACCGGGUAUAUGCCGUUCGAGACAUACAACAUUGCCGGCGGUCAGUACACCAAGACGCAGAACUCCAAGCUCCCGGCCAACCCACGCCACGGAUAUGUGAUUCCCAUCACCGCCGCCGAAAGAAGUGCCUUGUUGUCCUCCUAAGUCCGAACCAACCGCCAGAUCGUACAUGGUUCGUGUAAGUAAGGUCUGGUACCUUUGGUCUUUCAUCCCAUGGCAUCGUAUAUAAGACUUGGCUUCCACCCAAGUGUGGUCUAGUCUCUUCUCUUCUCUUCAUCUUUAGUUAUUUAUCAACAACGUUAGUUUAUUUGCGUGUCUCGACCGCUAGAUGCACGUGCGUGACAGUACGGUUUGGGAUUGUUGUAUCUGAUGACCUUUUGGUGAUAUUGCGUCCGACUCCGAGUAAGUUGGCAAUGUCAAUAGUCGAGUAACCGUAGCCAAAUGCAAUGACGGCAUCAGCACAUCGCCGUGUGUUGUUGGUUUCAAGAGUUG